Macadamia integrifolia is the source of this 1056-nucleotide messenger RNA. Its product is annotated as peptidyl-prolyl cis-trans isomerase E. The coding region runs from base 275 to 796 and encodes 173 amino acids. NCBI's taxonomy places the organism in Eukaryota, Viridiplantae, Streptophyta, Magnoliopsida, Proteales, Proteaceae. The transcript is spliced from 4 exons. The record is from RefSeq and is a predicted model, not a curated record. Gene Ontology annotation, molecular function: RNA binding.
AACCCCAACCUUAAGCCGAACCCUUCUUCUCUGGAGUCACGAAACCCGUCUCCCUCUCUCACUCGCCCAGCAGCCCUUUGGCCAGAGACUCUCACAACGGGCCAGAGCAUCGGCGCUAGGGCCACGGGCAUCCAGAGUGGCGGCCGGCGGUGCGACAAUAGCUAGUCAACAGCACCUGAACUCCGAAUUUUACCAAGCAGUGACCAGCGAGAACAGACGAGUGCAGCAGAAAGAGUUACAGAGAUAACAUAGUACAGAGGCUGGCGGGAACUCUAUGGCACAACACCCGGUUCAGAAGAACACUCUCUACGUAGGGGGCCUAGCAGAGGAGGUGAAUGAAGCGAUACUACAUGCGACGUUCAUACCAUUUGGGGAUAUAAAAGAUGUGAAGACACCAUUGGAUCAGGCAACGCAGAAGCAUCGAUCGUUUGGAUUCGUGACCUUCCUUGAGAAGGAGGAUGCAGCGGCUGCUAUGGACAACAUGGACAAUGCUGAGCUCUACGGAAGAGUACUCACCGUCAAUUACGCCUUGCCCGAGAGGAUCAAGGGUGGUGAACAGGGCUGGGCUGCUCAACCCAUUUGGGCAGAUGCUGAUACAUGGUUCGAACGCCAGCAACAAGAAGAGGAAAUGCAGCGUUUGCAAGCGGAAAAUCGAAAAGCAAUGGAAGCUGCAGAGGAGUUGCACAGAAAGAAACUGGCCGAGGAGAGAGAAGGGGAAACGGAAGAGCCAACUGAAACCAAGAAUGAUCCCAUGGCAAUGGCAGAAGCAGAGGUUUUGAAACAGAAGAAUGAGUGAUGUGGAAGAGAACAAUCAAUUGUGGUAUAAUGCAGUUACCAGAUUUGUGUUUUUUGUUGUCCAUCUAUCUGCUGUUGCAAUUAGAACUAGAACUAGCCAUGGAUGUAACUGUAUAUGAAAGCAACAGUUGAGCAUGUGUCUGCAGACUUAUUCUGCGCAGUUCUUGGUGGAUGUGGAGGGGAUGCUUUUACAUGAUGCCCUCUCCUUUAAAACCUUGUUGUGACAGGAAUUUUUGGUUGAAGCUCACAUUUUUAGCUUAA